AGAUGAAGGGGACACGAGCAGUAAUGUUUACUUUAUUGGCCCUGGCAUUUCUCAUCACCCGAUACAGCGAUGCAGUAGUAGUGGCUUCCCUGGAAGCUGAAAAAACACCCAAGUACUGGAAUGAUCAGGCCAAGGAAACAUUAGCAAAUGCUAUCAAACUGACCCCCAAUAACAAUAAAGCAAAGAAUCUCAUCAUGUUUCUGGGAGAUGGAAUGGGUGUCACCACAAUAACUGCAGCUCGUAUAUACCAGGGACAAUUGUUGAAGCAGUCUGGAGAGGAGAAUAUAUUAGAGAUGGAGACAUUUCCUUAUGUUGCACUUUCUAAGGUGUACAAUGUAGAUGCACAGGUUCCAGACAGCGCAGGUACAGGAACAGCCUAUUUGUGUGGGGUAAAGACUAAUUCUGGGAUGCUGGGUGUGAGUGCAGCUGCACAGCCUUCAGUCUGCACUAGUGCCAAUGGGAAUGAAGUGGAAUCCAUACUUCACAGAGCAAAGCAAGAGGGUAAAUCAGUGGGUAUUGUGACAACCACUCGUGUCCAACAUGCCUCGCCAGCUGCAGCCUAUGCUCACAUUGUCGAUAGGGACUGGUACUCAGACAACGAGAUGACUGACAAUAUGAUUAACAGUAGCUGCAAGGAUAUUUCACACCAACUGGUGUACAACACGGAUAUAAAUGUGAUUCUGGGAGGUGGGAGAGCCUACAUGAGUGCCAAGGGCACACCUGAUCCAGAAUAUCCAACCAGUACAUCAAAUCAAGCUGUUCGUAAGGAUGGCCGGAACUUAACUGAUAUAUGGCUGAGCACAAGACAGCGGGCACAAUAUGUAUGGAACAAAGACCAGUUUAAUGCUGUAGAUGAGGCUAACACCGAUUACCUUAUGGGUCUUUUUGAGCCAAAAGACAUGAAGUAUGAAUUGAACCGAGAUCAUUCCUUGGACCCAUCCCUGGCUGAAAUGACUGAGAAGGCCAUCAAGAUUCUGAGAAAGAAUUCCAAUGGGUUCUUCCUUUUUGUAGAAGGUGGCAGAAUUGACCAUGGUCACCAUGAUACAAAUGCCAAGAAUUCAUUGACUGAGGCUGUUGAAUUUGACAAAGCCAUCAAGAUAGCUGGACAGAUGACAUCUGAAACUGAUACAUUAACGGUUGUAACUGCUGACCACUCACAUGUGUUCACCUUUGGAGGAUACGGAGAUCGUGGCAACAGUAUUUUGGGAAUGGCUCCCAGCAGAGCUUCGGAUGGCUUGCCCUAUACGAGCUUGUUGUAUGGCAAUGGACCUGGCUUCAAGAUUAAUACAGGAUCUCGUGAAAACAUUACUAGCGUUGACAUAGAGGGAAAUUAUAGACAGCAAACUGCUGUCCCACUUUCAUCAGAGACACAUGGAGGCGAGGAUGUAGCUAUUAUGGCAAAAGGGCCCCAUGCACAUCUCUUCCACGGCAUCCAUGAGCAGAGCUAUAUUGCCCAUGUAAUGGCUUAUGCAGCUUGCUUGGAACCAUAUAAAGACUGUUCUUUCAAUUCAGGUUUUCUCACUGCUCCUUCCAUCAUGCUGCUUUUGGUCAGUGUAUGUGGAGCUCUCUUGCGAUGAGGGUGUGAAUUCCUUUUUUUGAUGGCCUCUACUUCCUGUCUUA
Messenger RNA from Nanorana parkeri, 1620 nucleotides. Its product is annotated as alkaline phosphatase-like. The coding region runs from base 3 to 1577 and encodes 524 amino acids. The transcript has 11 exons. Gene Ontology annotation, molecular function: alkaline phosphatase activity. Gene Ontology annotation, biological process: dephosphorylation. NCBI's taxonomy places the organism in Eukaryota, Metazoa, Chordata, Amphibia, Anura, Dicroglossidae. The record is from RefSeq and is a predicted model, not a curated record. Gene Ontology annotation, cellular component: plasma membrane.